UGCACCGGACCCGCGAACCCGUCACUUCUGGGCGGGAAUCCUAAAAAUCAACAUAAUAUUAGUGUAUCAUAUAUUACCCCGGGCUCGAGCCAUCAGCGGACGAUCCCGCACGUAGUGGGCCCCUCUCUCUCAUUCUCACAGUUUUUUUUUUUUUUUUUUUUUUCUCUUCGAAAUUCGUUGUUUUCAUUGUCGUUCAAGUUUUGUAUUGUCUGUGCGUGAGUGUUCGUUCUUAAUUGGUGCUUGCAACCUCAACGCCAGAUGAUUGGGGUUUUGCUGUUGGCCUAUGUCGUGGCCGUCAAGGUUUUCAAAAAGGUCACCCCCAAUGGCAAAGUCACGGUUUACCUCGGCAAGCGAGACUUUAUCGACCACCUCGAGUCAGUGGAUCCCAUCGAUGGCAUCGUCGUCGUCGAGCCCGACUACCUCCAGGGCAGAAAGAUUUACGGCCAGGUGAUCACAACGUACCGCUAUGGCCGGGAGGAGGACGAGGUGAUGGGGGUGAAGUUCAGCAAGGAGUUGGUCCUCAGUCGAGAGCAAAUAGUCCCGUCGAAGAGGGAAAAGCAAGAUUACACGCCCAUCCAGGAGCGGCUGUUGAGGAAACUCGGCUCCAACGCCUAUCCUUUCCUGUUUACCUUUCCAGCCAAUUCACCGAGCUCGGUUACCCUACAGCCCGGCGAUGACGACCAGGGCAAGCCCCUCGGUGUCGAGUACACCGUCAAGAUCUACGUGGCCGAGAGCGAGGACGACAAGGGUCACAAGCGAUCCUCCCUCGCCUUGGCAAUUAAAAAAUUACAAUACGCCCCACCGUCGCGCGGCCGCAGGCUUCCGAGCUCAUUAGUAUCCAAGGGAUUCACGUUCUCUCAGGGCAAGCUUAACUUGGAGGUGACAUUGGACAGGGAAAUUUACUACCACGGCGAAAAAGUGUCGGCCAACGUCAUAGUGACCAACAAUUCCCGCAAAGCCGUCAAGAACAUCAAGAUCUUCGUUGUCCAGCAUUGCGAAGUGACCAUGGUGAACGCCCAAUUCUCGCGCAACGUGGCCAGCUUGGAGACGCGAGAGGGUUGCCCCAUAACACCGGGGGCCUCGUUUACCAAACAAUUUUACCUCGUGCCCUUGGCCAGCAGCAACAAGGACCGUCGAGGCAUUGCGCUCGACGGGCAUCUCAAGGAUGACGACGUCAAUCUUGCCUCCUCGACGAUGGUUGCCGAGGGCAAAGCCCCAAACGAAAACAUGGGUAUCGUCAUCUCGUACUCCGUACGCGUGAAACUCAACUGCGGCACCCUUGGCGGUGAACUCGUCACCGACGUGCCCUUCAAACUCAUGCACCCGGCUGUGGGAGCUGGAAGUGGGCCGGAACCAACAAAGGAGUCCUCGAAAGGAAUGAAGAAGACCAGGAGCAUCGAAAGAGGUCGGUACGAUAAUUACGCCAACGACGACGACGACAAUAUCGUAUUCGAGGACUUUGCCCGUCUGAGAAUGAACGAUCAGGAAUAAACGCAAGGCCAUAGGUCGUGUCCAUGGGGUUUCGAAGAGAGAUUUAGCAGAACAAUUUAUUGGAACAAAAAAAAAAAAACACAAACAACGAGAAUCUUAUAGAAAAUCGUGUGCGUUAAAUGCAGUGUAAAAUUUUUUUUUUUUUUUUUUUUUUGAGGAAUAACGUGUCUUCAAAACCAGCCGAUGUGCCAGAGUUUAAACAAACAAAAAAAUAUCUAAAAA
Copidosoma floridanum is the source of this 1713-nucleotide messenger RNA. RefSeq names its product arrestin 2 (gene Arr2). Gene Ontology annotation, cellular component: cytoplasm. Gene Ontology annotation, molecular function: G protein-coupled receptor binding. Lineage: Eukaryota; Metazoa; Arthropoda; Insecta; Hymenoptera; Encyrtidae. Gene Ontology annotation, biological process: G protein-coupled receptor internalization; signal transduction. The record is from RefSeq and is a predicted model, not a curated record.